Molecule: messenger RNA, 2573 nt
Organism: Cucumis melo (muskmelon)
Lineage: Eukaryota; Viridiplantae; Streptophyta; Magnoliopsida; Cucurbitales; Cucurbitaceae
Product: mitogen-activated protein kinase kinase kinase NPK1
Exons: 17
Coding region: 179-2095 (638 amino acids)
Biological process (GO): protein phosphorylation
Molecular function (GO): protein kinase activity; ATP binding
Source: RefSeq, a predicted model, not a curated record
CCAUCUCAAAGAUAUCAAAAUCGUCAAAUUAUUUAAUUUUGAAAAAUAGAAAUUCGACCGUUGCUAUCUCCAUUCAAAUUCCCACUUUGGCACAGUUAGAUUCGGUCUCAUAGAACCCUAAACACUCAUUUCCCCCAAAUUCCAUCUACUUCUAGCGAUCUGAGAGUCUUUCACUACGAUGCAAGAUUUCUUCGGAUCUGUUCGUCGAUCCUUGGUAUUUCUAGCUCCCGACGGUGACGACGGUGGGAGGUUCGGUGGCCUUGUUGAGAAGAUCGGCUCUAGCAUCCGUAAAUCUCGAAAUGGACUGUUCUCUAAGCAGUCACUCCGGGCUCUGCCUCCGGUUGCGAAGGAAGAUGGGCCUCCGAUUUGGUGGCGGAAGGGAGAGUUGAUUGGAUGUGGUGCUUUUGGUCGAGUUUAUAUGGGAAUGAAUCUCGAUUCUGGAGAGCUUCUUGCAGUCAAACAAGUCUCAAUUGCUGCUAAUAGUGCUUCAAGGGAGAAAGCCCAAGCUCACAUACGGGAGUUGGAGGAAGAAGUGAGGCUUUUGAAGAACCUUUCUCAUCCCAAUAUUGUGAGAUAUCUGGGAACUGCUAGAGAGGAAGAUUCAUUAAAUAUUCUAUUGGAGUUUGUUCCUGGAGGAUCAAUAUCAUCUCUAUUAGGGAAAUUUGGGUCAUUUCCUGAGUCUGUUAUAAAGACCUACACGAAGCAGCUAUUAUUGGGGCUUGAGUACCUUCACAAAAACGGCAUCAUGCAUAGGGAUAUAAAGGGUGCAAAUAUUCUUGUAGACAAUAAGGGGUGUAUUAAACUUGCAGAUUUUGGUGCAUCCAAGAAAGUGGUUGAGCUGGCUACUAUAAAUGGAGCCAAAUCAAUGAAGGGUACUCCAUAUUGGAUGGCUCCUGAAGUUAUUCUCCAGACUGGACAUAGCUUCUCUGCUGAUAUAUGGAGUGUGGGGUGUACUGUUAUUGAAAUGGCAACAGGGAAACCUCCAUGGAGCCAACAGUAUCAAGAGGUUGCUGCUCUUUUCCAUAUAGGGAAUACUAAGUCCCAUCCGCCCAUUCCUGAGCAUCUAUCUGCUGAGGCUAAAGAUUUUCUGUUAAAAUGUCUACAAGAGGAACCAAACUCAAGGCCUACUGCAUCAGACUUGCUGCAGCAUCCAUUUGUCUCAUGUGAGUACCAAGAACCUAUUGCAUCAGUCCGUGCCUCUUCUAUGGAAUCUGGGAAACAAAUGGCUGAUUCUAGGCUGAACUCUAAUGAUCUGAAAAAGUCUACAAUCCUACGUUCAACCUGUGAGGGACUGAAGGAUAUUUGUGAAAUGGGUAGCUUGAGGUGCUCUUCUGUAUUUUCUGGGAACUAUGGGUCACGGUCCAACUGGGGUUCGAGCAAUUUUGAGGAUGACAUGUGCCAGAUAGAUGAUAAAGAUCUGUUUGCUAGUUCAUCAAUGAAGUACAAUUCUAUUAUAUCAUCAAAUGAUUUGAACAAGAGUUUCAAUCCUAUGUGUGAACCCACUGAUGACUUGGAUGAGAGUUCAGAGUUGGGAGGCAAUCUGAUGGAAUUGUCCAGCGUCCAAACUGUCAAGGGGAAUGACUCCACUUCUCCAUGUGGUCAGUCAGCAGCUGAGGAUGACGAAGAGGUUACUGAAUCAAAGAUUAAAGCCUUCCUGGAUGAGAAGGCUCUAGAACUGAAGAAGCUCCAAACACCUUUAUACGAAGAGUUCCGCAGCACAGUUAAUGCAGCUAAUGCCAUAGGAGGAACAGUUGGAGUUGAGAAUAUCAAGAGUGUGUCUAAUUUUUUGAAAUUGCCUCCCAAAUGUGGAUCACCAAGUAAGCUGCGUGGUAAAAGACUCUCAUCAGUUGAUGUUGGUAACUAUUCUAGCCGUCAGAGCCGUAUAAAACAAGCUAGUAUAUUGCAAGAUCGAGCUCUGCAGGAAAUCCAGUCACCUCAACUUGGGGAAUGGAACAAAUUACUUCAAAACCAGCCAGACUCUUCCACACUAAGGUUUUUCUCUGAAAGACAAAGGAAAUGGAAAGAGGAACUUGAGGAAGAACUUAAAAGGAAACGAGAAAUGAUGCGGAGAGGAAUUGUAGGAGCAAUUCACUAGAACCAUCAUCUUCAAAGGAUCAAAGAGUAAGAACAACAAAAUUCACGGUGAAUCUCACUCGCACAUCCCCUGGCAGUAAAAUAGUGUGUAGCCCAUUGCUCUAUGCAGGGGAUACAAAUACAAGUGCCUUCUCAUCGUUGCAAUUGUUAGAAAUGUAUGUACAUCACCAGCAAUGUUCAGAAAAGGGGUGGGUGCGGUUCAGUCUCUCAGCACAUAGCACAAUCUCACAGGGAAGUCCAGGCAAUUUCAACUGGGAAAACCUGAUAAGUCAUACAUAUUUACACUUCUUUCAUUUAAUUAUUAAUAUUUGCAUCCUCCUCCCCCAUCUCACCAGCUUUCCACAUUCCCACCCCGCCACACGUCGGCAGUUCCUGUUAUCUUCUAUGUAAUUGGUGAAAUUUUGUGGCUAGGGGAGAGUCUUUCUCGGUUGAUGUUGUUCCAAGUGUGACAAAGUAGUAGAGUUUCUAUUUGACAUGUA